ACUCCCCUUGAAGAAAAGGGGAGUUUAUUUGUAUUCAGUGGUGAGAGAAGAGGGCCCUCUGUAACAGUUGGGAAGCCAUGACAUGAGCGCUCACGUCAGCUCCUUGUGGAUGGUGCAGUGGCCAGACUCACUCAAGAGUUUCAGGAGGCAUUGUGUCCCCUUGAGGCACAGUGCUUCUCUGAGCUCCCUCUGGGUUUGUGCGGCUCACCAUGGUCCCCACCACAGUCCUGGGCCUUAAAGGUACAUUCCUGACCCGCUGAUAGGCAGCUGUAUCCCUUUAGGGGCAGGAAAAAUGGAAGAGCUUUUAUGUUACCAGGCAGAGCCGGUAAUAACCAGGAUUCUCCACUGCUGCACUAAGACCAGGCAGAAUCCAACAGGCUGGUUCAUCCUUUUCUCGUGGAGGGAGGCAGUUUCUCAUCACCAGAGAGAAAAGUGUUACACUCAGGACAACCUGGGGCCUGAUUUUGAUCUCACAUCCACUGGUUUCACGCCAGUGUUGCUCCUUUGGGGCAGAUCCUGAUCUCAGUUAUACCAGUGUAAUUUCAGAGUAAAUGUUGUGGACUUUAACAGGGUUACUCCAAAAUCAUACUGUGUGAUUGAAAUAAUGUUCUGGUCCCUGGUUCCUACAGACGAGGAUUCAAAUCCCAGUCAUCAGGGAAAGAGCCUCCAAAGCAGUGUCUAGACUAGAAUAGAGGAGGUUGUUAGAAGGCACUAGCUAACCCAUUCCAAAUAAGAUGUUUGAGAAGUCUGGUGCAGACAAAGCCCUGGUGAUACCAGUAGUCUGUGGCAAUGGUUCUCAACUAGGGGUACACAGAGAUCCUCCAGGGGGUACUCAACUAAUCUAAAUCAGUGUUUCUUAACCUGGGGGUUGCAACCUUUAGGGGGGCUAUAGGAUGGGUUUGGGGGGUCACAAGUGCAGGGCCAGCAUUAGGAGGUGGCAAGCAGGGCAAUUGCCUGGGGCCCCAUGCCACAAGGGGCUCCAUGAAGCUGAGUUACAUGCGUCAGUCCCACCACCUGGGGCUUGGGCGUCAGCCCUGCUGCUUGGGGCUCGGACAUUAGACAAGGCUCACAAGUGAAAAACACACUGAAAUGCUUGUGUCAGCUGCCUCCAGUGAGCACCAUGGUGGAAGAGAUCAACGAGACGAAGAAAAACAAAAUUCGCUGCACAGCAUGGUCCAGAGGGUGGCAAUCAUUGGAGCUGGGUCCAGUGGACUGGCCUCCAUCAAGUGCUGUCUGGAUGAGGGGCUGGAGCCCACCUGCUUUGAGCAAAGUCAUGACAUCGGGGGCCUCUGGAGGUUCACAGAAGCUGAGAGGAUCAGCGUCUACAGAUCGGUGAUAACCAACACCUCCAAGGAGAUGAUGUGUUUCAGCGACUUCCCCUUCCCAGAGGAUUUCCCCAACUACAUGAAACACUCCAGGCUCCUGGAGUAUUUCAGAAUGUACGCCGAGCACUUCAGCCUUCUCAGAUACAUACGUUUCAAGACCACAGUUCACAGUGUAAAGAAACGCCCAGAUUUCUCCACCACUGGCCAGUGGGAUGUUGUCACCGAGACUGAUGGGACGGUUGAGUCGGCCAUUUUUGACGCUGUUAUGGUUUGCAGUGGCCACUAUGCAAAGCCCCAUUUACCACUGGAUUCUUUCCCUGGUAUAGAAAAUCGCUUUAGAGGCCAGUAUCUCCAUAGCUGGGAAUACAAAGACUCUGCCAGUUUCCAAGGGAAGAGAGUCCUUGUGCUCGGUGUUGGGAAUUCUGGAGGAGAUAUCGCCGUGGAGAUCAGUCGGGUGGCUGCUCAGGUGUUUCUCAGCACCAGAAGUGGCACGUGGGUGAUUAGUCGUAUUUCAGACCAUGGCUUUCCUCUUGACAUGAUGCACACCACUCGCUUUUACAACUGUCUCGAAAACUUCCUCCCAUCAGCCCUCAUGAGACUGCUGAGGAUGAAGAAGUUCAAUACGUGGUUUGACCAUGCAAAUUAUGGCUUGAUUCCUCAGAAAAGUCCAAACCUAAGCUUGAUUGUGAAUGACGAACUGCCAAGCUGCAUCCUCUGCGGUGCUGUUGUUGUAAAACCAAAUGUGAAGGAGUUUACGGAAAGCUCAGCUGUUUUUGAAGAUGAGACCGUAGAGGAGAACAUCGACGUGGUGGUCUUUGCGACCGGAUAUACUUUCUCUUUUCCCUUCCUUGAAGAGUCUGUUCGCAACAUCUGCAGAAGAAAGUACGCCCUUUACAAAUACAUCUUCCCACCCACUCUGGAGAAGCCGACGCUGGUUGUCCUUGGCCUUAUACAGCUAAGUGGCUCCAUCAUGGCAGGAACGGAACUCCAGGCUCGUUGGGCCACAAGGGUCUUUAAAGGGUUGAACCAGCUUCCUACUGCCAGCAGGCUGAUGGCUGAAGUUGCCAAGAAGCAGCAGCAUCUAAUCAAACAGGGUCUUUCCAACAAGGAGAACAAAAUCAUAUUGAGUUACAUUGGCUACAUGGAUGAAAUUGCAUCAUGUGUUGGUGUAAAACCCAACAUACUGCUGCUAUUCCUGAAGGAUCCCAAGCUGGCCCUGGAAGUUUUCUUUGGCCCGUGCACCCCAUGCCAGUAUCGCCUGGCUGGACCAGGAAAAUGGGUAGGAGCCAGAAACACCAUCCUGACCCAGUGGCACCGGACUCUGAAGCCCCUGAGAACUCGAGUCAUCGAUGAUUCUUCCAAUCACUCUUCAGUUUUCCACUUGCUUACAAUUCUUGGCCUUCCUGCGCUCCUUUGUGCUGGUUUAUUUAUUUGUAAAUAUUCCCCUCAACUGUGGUUCCCUGGGGUAAGAUUAGGUGCUAUUCCCAUAUGUAAAAUGGGCUUUAUGAAAGGAGGGCUCUGAGUAGAUGGUGAAGGUUCUAAGAUGUGCUGCUAGAAGACAAUAACUUCAAUGACUGGAACCAUUCACCAGUUUCCAGAAAAAUUCAGACUCUUCCGCCCAGCUCAUCCCAAUCAGAUUGACACCGGAAACCACCUCUGGCCUUGACACUUUGAGAAUAUACACCCUUGCUCUCCAGCUAAUAUGAAGUUGGUCCUGAGAUCAACCGCUGGCUGAGGAAGCCCUGACAAUGCAGAACCAGAGAGAGCAACAGAGACUAUAGGGAUUACCAACUCAAUCAAUGCCUCAGAUUAUUACAACUGAGAUGUCAGAUGUUUCAUUUGUCUUUCACCAUUGACCCUACCUGUUUACUGAUUGCAUAUUGUUUGUCUUGGAUUAUGAAAAUAGACUAGUCAGCUGCUCUUUUGUACAGACAGAAGUUGUAUAGACAAGUUUCUAAUCACUUUCCUUUUCUGAUUCUUUCCCAUUUUGUGCUUGCUACCGGGUGUAGUGCUUACCUUAGCAGAUGAGCCACACUCCCUGGUACCCUGCACCUUAUGUAGUUAUUUCCAACAAAUAAUUAUCGUGACUCAGACCCCAUUCACCGUCAACCUGGGUUUGAUUUACCACAAAGGCAAUGGAGCCCUCUGAAUUGGUUUUGUACCGGACAUGGAAUUUGUGCUGCAGCAGAAUUUCGGUGGCAUUUUAGAGACAGUCCAUUAUGUCAAUAUGGGCAUCCACAAACCAUGAUAUAUAUUGUUGAGGACUGCCAAAUGACUCAACUUCCUGGAGGUCUUCGUGCCUUGAACAUCGUCAAUAAGAACGCUGUGGCUUGGCUCGAUCAGAUUGCAUAUGCAAAAUAAAUAAAUAAAAUAAAUUUCCAACAAUACAAAGAGGAUGAAAAUCUUUAGCAUUCUGAUUUUAGUAGCAUUUUACACUCAUUUGGACAGAGGCAGGA
This is a messenger RNA of Chelonia mydas (Green sea turtle), 3781 nucleotides long. RefSeq names its product dimethylaniline monooxygenase [N-oxide-forming] 4. Gene Ontology annotation, molecular function: N,N-dimethylaniline monooxygenase activity; flavin adenine dinucleotide binding; NADP binding. NCBI's taxonomy places the organism in Eukaryota, Metazoa, Chordata, Testudines, Cheloniidae. Bases 1090 to 2847 code for a protein of 585 amino acids. The record is from RefSeq and is a predicted model, not a curated record. The transcript has 10 exons.